Molecule: messenger RNA, 1095 nt
Organism: Electrophorus electricus (electric eel)
Lineage: Eukaryota; Metazoa; Chordata; Actinopteri; Gymnotiformes; Gymnotidae
Gene: ankrd33bb
Product: ankyrin repeat domain 33Bb
Molecular function (GO): protein binding
Source: RefSeq, a predicted model, not a curated record
AUGGUGCUGAAGGGUGGAAAUGGUGAAGGUUGUGGCAGAAGUAGUGGGGAGAAGAUGGAGGAUCCCUGCAGCGAAGGUCGUGGUGGUGAUGAUGGUGAUGUCUACCAGGUGUUUGAGGAGUUUGACUUCUCCCAGUUAACAGACACGAGCAGCAUUGCGUCAUGUGAGUCCUUCUAUCCCCUCGGGGGCUCACUCCUGCAUCAGCGCCAUAUGACUCCCGAGAGUCCAGAGACGCUCACCUUUUUCAAGGCCUGCUGCAAUAACAAUGCUGUCAUAGUCAAGAUUAUGAUCAGGCAGAGAGUCACAGAAGAAGAAGUACAGGAAGUGGAUAAAAACAACAGGACAUGGCUGAUCGUGGCGUGUUACCGGGGCUACGUGGACGUGGUCAUCGCCUUGGCGCGGUGCCCGUACGUGGAGGGCAACACAGCUCUGAUGGUAGCUGCCCAAGCAGGUCACAUUAUGAUCACAAGUUACCUACUGAACUACUUUGCUGGGCUGGAUAUUGAAUGCAGGAACUGCCAAGGAUUCACGGCUUUGAUGAAAGCAGCCAUGCAGGGCCAGGCAACAUGCGUUCACGCCAUUAUGAUGUCAGGCGGGUGGCGUUAAUCGAGGGACCGUGGGCGCAAACUGAGUGAGUGGGCCCUCUUCACCGGUCGCUACGAGACAGCGCGGCUCCUUCUGCACCUCACGAUGCGGCCAUACGCCGAGCAGUUCAGCCUCUCCUUCCGCAUGGAGCGGCCGACGUUGCACAGGGCGGACAGACGCACCGCCGACCCCGCAUCUCGCUGCCAGGAGGCCGUCACCCUCAGCGUGGGGGCAGAGCCACGUAAGCGGGGAGCGUUGGACUACAUGGUGCGCAUGACCACGGCGCUGGCCAGCCCGCUUUUGGCCACCGCCUGCUGGCCCGUGUGCCCAGGCAGCCCACCGUGCGUGGGCCGGCUCGGCCCAGCCGGGCCACGCGUCCCGCCCGGGCGCCUGUUCCCGAGCGACCCUGCGGAGACGCGUCCGCUGCCAGACGAGGGGUUGACUGCGUCUGCGCCCGUGCCAGUGCCGGGCCGCACAUGCCACUCGCACGCCAGAAAGUUUGGAGGCUAG